AUGUACCGAAUCAGCGCCGACAGCAAGAUGGUUGAUGGCCCCAAGACCCUAGGAAAGUGGAUAAGGAACGGCUACGAGGCGCAAAAGGAGCAAGCCGUGGUCGAGGGUCUGCCUUGGGACCAGGUCAAGGGUUGGUAUGACGUGUCAAAACUUGAUGCCAAAAAGGUAGAACGGUUGGAAAACGGCGAGAAGCUCGAGGAACUUUUCGAGGCGAAUCCAGAGUUCAAUCCAAAAUACGAACCGCUGCACGGCAGUGGGGAGGUACCCAAGCUUGCCGGGUUUCGAUCGAAUUCUGAUGCAUGGGGUGAACAGCCGUGGAAGGCGUUCAAAGACCAGAAGGUGUCCAAGUCUUUUGAUGAGUUUGUACAGGCAAUCUCGGCCGGCUCGGGUACGGCUUCCAAAGGCGAAGAGGCACAAGGAGAGCAAGACUCCCCCAAGGGUGACGAGGCAGAGGCCGGUGCUGGCACGAGUAACAACGCAGAGUCUGAGCCUAGGCCCGAGUCAAACCGACGCGACUUCAAGAGUGCUUGCAGUGGAAACGCGCUCAAGAGAGCGAUUAGCUGCACCAAGGUUGAAGAGGCAAAGCUGUCAGAAGCCAAUGACCUCAAGGCGAAAUACCUAGCAGAAGGGGACAAGGGCCUGAUUGAAUACGAAAAUAAGCACUUUAUCGCGGCCGGCCUUAAGCAGCUCGCCAAGGACGACGUCAAAGUACUGAAAAAGCUGCUGCCUGCAAAGGCACAGCUGUUUACCAUGGAUUUCGUGCUGGCCCUUGAUAAGGAUAGUCCACCCUUUUGGAAGGCUCUUGUUGACGGCCUGGAGAAUAAUGAGUUCACGUUAUCAGACUGCCAGAUAGGGUUUAAAAAGGCACUGUCCAAGACAAUUGAUAAACAAUACACGGAAUUCGACUCACCCGAGCACGCGCUUACGUCACUAAUCAAUAUCGGAACGGAUCUAUGGGACACGGUGGAAGCCGCUUUUCCUGUCAAUUUCUGGAUGGACUUGGUCGAGGAGCUGCCGACAGAAUGCAGAGACAUUGCUGCGGCAACGAUACCAGAGGAGAAGUUGAAAGUUGCCAACGAGGGAGUAGACACGCUGAUUCAAGCCUGGUCCAACCUGACGCCGCUGGGCAGGGCAAACGAUCGCUGGACAGAGGACAGCGUUUUGCACCCCGAGAUGACUACGGGACAAAAGAUUCUCGAUGUCAUGUACGAUACGUUUACGCAUUUCUCGGUAUUUGGUUGGGUAUUUUCUUUGGCAUUUCCUGAUGUGGCGAAAUCAAUCGCCAAAAUCCCAAUUAAAAGGAUAGAUCAGCACAGCUACUGGGAAGUAUAA
Molecule: messenger RNA, 1332 nt
Organism: Metarhizium brunneum ARSEF 3297
Lineage: Eukaryota; Fungi; Ascomycota; Sordariomycetes; Hypocreales; Clavicipitaceae
Molecular function (GO): toxin activity
Source: RefSeq, a predicted model, not a curated record